AGUGUAAGAUUCAACAAAAAUAAAGUUGAAAGAAAUUCAUACAAAAUCCGUGAAUUUGUUAAGAAAUACUGAAAAAACCAAAAACAAUCUUCAAAAAGCCGAUGAAUUUGUAUAAUUACUUAUCAACAGUCAAUCGACUGUGGAAUAAUGAAGAUGGUAAUGGAGUAUCUCGAUUUAUAACAAUAAAUGGAAAUCACUCAACAAAUGUUAAUCUCCACGUUGAAAAUCCUGAUGCUGCUGUUGAGCGAACUAUUCCAACGCCACUUGAUGAAAUCAUCAGUUGUCACAUAAAAGUUCUUUUCUAUCUUCAUGAGAAUCCUCCUGACUAUGAUGAGGCUUACAAAUACCAAUCAGCAUGUGUACAAGCAGUUGUUAAGAUGUUGCAAGCAUUAAAAGAGGAAAAUUGGUGUCUCCCAAUAAUGUAUGUAACAUGUCUCGAUCUACGUCUUCUUGCACUUAAGUGUGAAUAUAUUGGAGGAUCAGCAAAAAGUGGACAAGUUAUGGAAAAAGCUGCCGAAUGUCUCAUGUCAUGUUUUCGCGUAUGUGCAGCUGACAACAGAACUGAAGAGCGUGACACCAAAAGAUUAGGAAUGCUGCAUCUUGUUAAUCAAAUGUUUAAAGUUUAUUUUCGUAUCAACAAACUCCAUUUAUGUAAACCACUUAUCCGAGCUGUUGAGAGUUUGUCAUUCAAGGAAUCAUUCUCAAAAGCACAACAAAUCACUUACAAAUAUUUCGUUGGACGAAAAGCGAUGUACGAUUCAGAUUAUAAGACUUCAGAUGAAUAUCUCACAUUUGCAUUCAGUCAUUGCCCGAGUAAAUUUGUUAAGAACAAAAGAUUGAUUCUCAUCUACUUGGUGCCUGUUAAAAUGCUCCUUGGCUACAUGCCACGAAAAGAAACAAUGGAAAAAUUUAAAGUUCCCCAAUUUCAUGAGUUAGCUUGUGCAUUGAAACAAGGAAAUGUCAGAGCGUUUGAUGAUGUCAUGCAGAAAUACGAAUCGUUCUUCAUCGAAACUGGAAUUUAUAUCAUCGUCGAGAAGUUGAAAAUCAUCGCUUAUCGGAAUCUUUUUAAGAAAGUUUAUCUCAUCCUUCAAACUCAUCAAAUCGAUCUCGAACAUUUUCUUACUGCUUUAAAAUUCGUUGGCGAAGAUGAUGUGACAAUGGACGAGACACAUUGCAUUGUUGCGAAUUUAAUAGCUGAGGGUAGAAUCAAAGGAUAUAUUUCGUACCAGCACAAUAAACUUGUCGUUUCUAAGCAAACAAGUCCUUUUCCAAGUCUCUACGGAACAACAUCUUAAGUUAUCCUUUCAAUUACUUUAAAAAAUAAACUCAGAAGAAGAAAAAUUCUUGGAAGUGUUUUUACACCUGAAAAGCUUUUGAAUAAAAUGAGAAAAUAUUUUCUUUGAUUAAA
Clunio marinus is the source of this 1408-nucleotide messenger RNA. The record is from the annotation of a GenBank genome assembly. Lineage: Eukaryota; Metazoa; Arthropoda; Insecta; Diptera; Chironomidae.